Molecule: messenger RNA, 591 nt
Organism: Lachancea fermentati
Lineage: Eukaryota; Fungi; Ascomycota; Saccharomycetes; Saccharomycetales; Saccharomycetaceae
Source: the annotation of a GenBank genome assembly
AUGAGUCUGGAAGAGAAGUUUUUCGAUAGCUUACUAGAUAUGAAUGACCUUCACUCUGCUAUGGACGAGUCAGACGAAAAGAAGAAUCAAAGAGUUAGCUGGGAAGACUUUUUGAUAGACGGUCUUGAAUCUUUAACAAGUCUUUUUGAUAAUAUCUACAUUCUCAGAAGUUUUGGAAUAAUUAGUGAGUCGAACGUUUUAUAUCAGAAGCUUAACCGUGGCGAUUUUGGUUCGAAGUUGUGGUUCAUUUCAUCUUUAUUAUCCACAAGGAAAUCUUUGAGCCAGUUAAUUGUGCUCGGGCGCUCAAGAUACAAACUCUUGAAGGAAUAUCGCCAGCUGAUGGCAUGCUGUACUAAUUCGCUUAGAAAAACACUGAUAACCAAAAUUAGACAAUCACUACGGAAAGUAGAUGUUGAAAUAAAAAAGGUAUUAUUGGAAUUGAUCCAAAACUUAGCCUAUCUACUGCUGAUUACGGUGGAUAUUUUUAAAUUGCAUCUCUCUAGAAAAUGGAAACGCCUAUUGGAGGCGAUUUCAGUCGCCGCUACAAUUCUUCGAUUAUUAAGUUCAGGGAUCACUUCCGUUCCAAUAUAG